CGAUUAAUAACAUUGUUUCUUCUUUUUUUAGCAUUUACCAUUUGUAUAGUUUGACAUAAUAAAUUAAUAAAAAAUGUUUUCAUAUUUUACAGGUUUUACUUAAUGUGUAAUAUAUAAGAUUAGUUUGCCUAACCGGUAGUUCGACGAAACCACUCUCAUUCCUGUCUUCCAUAACUUUAUAGUCUCUGUUGAUGCCGUUUUGGUGGUUUCGGUACGAAUCGGUUAUGUAUGAAUCAUAUUUAGUUUAGACAUGAUUGACUCCCUUUGAAAAUUUGCACCAUUUGUAACGAUUGUUGGGAAGAAGAGUUUUUUAGUCUUAAAUAUUGGCAAAAAGUGACAACCACGUGGUACUGGCAGAAAGAAACAACAACAACAAAAACACUGUUGAGCAGUAAAUAUUCCAGUUAUCGAAAAUGUUACCUGAAGAAACAUGUGGCUGAAUAUCCAGUUAAAAAGAAUUAUUUUAUUAAUCAUUGUAGAAAAUUGGUAACCUCAAAAUACAGCUGUCAAUACAGUGUGUUUUAAAUCUUUUACUUGUAGAUUCAAUCUUCAAGUAUAUUUAACAAUGUCUACUAGUGAGGAAAGUUUCAGAUGUAAAAUAUGUGAUCGGUUUCUUUCAUCUAGUGGGGAUCUUAAAAAACAUAUGACAAUACACACUGGUGAGAGAAAUUAUGAAUGUGCAAUAUGUCAUCGUUCAUUCACUCAAAAAGGUCAUCUUAAUAGACAUAUGAAAAUACACACUGGUGAGAAGAAUCAUGAAUGUGAAAUAUGUCAUCAUUCAUUUUUUCAAAGUGGGGAUCUUAAAAGGCAUAUGACAAUACACACUGGUGAGAAAAAUCAUAAAUGUGAAAUAUGUCAUCAUUCAUUUACUCAUAGUGGUCAUCUUAAUCAACAUAUGAAAAUACACACUGGUGAGAAGAAUCAUAUAUGUGAAAUAUGUCAUGGUUCAUUUUCUGGAACCAGUAUUCUUAAACAACAUAUGACAAUACACACUGGUGAGAAAAAUCAUCAAUGUGAAAUAUGUCAUCGUUCAUUUUCUCAAAGUGGUAAUCUUAAAAGGCAUAUGACAAUACACACAGGCGAGAAGAAUCAUAAAUGUGAAAUAUGUCAUCGUUCAUUUGCUCAGAGCAGUAGUCUUAAAAAACAUAUGACAAUACACACAGGCGAGAAGAAUCAUAAAUGUGAAAUAUGUCAUGGUUCAUUUUCUCAGAGCAGUAGUCUUAAAAAACAUAUGACAAUACACACUAGCGAGAAGAAUCAUAAAUGUGAAAUAUGUCAUGGUUCAUUUUCUCAAAGUGGUCAUCUUAAAAGACAUAUGAAAAUACACACUGGUGAGAAGAAUCAUGAAUGUGAAAUAUGUCAUCAUUCAUUUUUUCAAAGUGGGGAUCUUAAAAGGCAUAUGACAAUACACACUGGUGAGAAAAAUCAUAAAUGUGAAAUAUGUCAUCAUUCAUUUUCUCAUAGUGGUCAUCUUAAUCAACAUAUGAAAAUACACACUUGUGAGAAGAAUCAUAUAUGUGAAAUUUGUCAUGGUUCUUUUUCUGGUACCAGUAUUCUUAAACAACAUAUGACAAUACACACUGGUGAGAAAAAUCAUCAAUGUGAAAUAUGUCAUCGUUCAUUUUCUCAAAGUGGUCAUCUUAAAAGGCAUAUGACAAUACACACAGGCGAGAAGAAUCAUAAAUGUGAAAUAUGUCAUGGUUCAUUUUCUCAGAGCAGUAGUCUUAAAAAACAUAUGACAAUACACACAGGCGAGAAAAUCAUAAAUAAAUAUGUCAUGGUUCAUUUUCUCAGAGCAGUAGUCUUAAAAACAUAUGACAAUACACACAAGCGAGAAGAAUCAUAAAUGUGAAACGGACAAAAGCCCUUCUGUGAAAUAAACAACGGAGACAAAAGCCCUCCCGUAACCAAAAUAUAUAUGUAUGUUACUGUGUGUUUUUAGCUCACCUGACCACGAAGUGGUCAUGGUGAGGUAUAGUGAUGGGGCUAUGUCCGGCGUCCGUCGUCUUGCGUCGUUCGUCGUCAACAAUUGGGUUGUUAACAGUCUAGCAGUCUUAGUUUUGAUCGGAUCAUCAUCAAACUUUGUCAGAAUGUUUGUCUCAAUGAAAUACAGAUCGAAUUCGAAGAUGGGUUAUCUCGGGUCAAAAACUAGGUCACAGGAGCUAAAAAUAGAAAAAAGCUUGUUAACACUCUAGAGGCUGCAGUUUUCAUCCAAAUAUUCUGGAAAUUUGUCAGGAAGGUUGUUUUGAUUAUAUCUAGGUCAAGUUCGAAGAUGGGUCAUCUCCGGUCAAAAACUAGGUCACAGGAGCUAAAAAUAGAAAAAGCUUGUUAACACUCUAGUGGCUGCAGUUUUCAAUUAAAUAUUCUGGAAAUUUGUCAGGAAGGUUGUUUUGAUGAUAUCUAGGUCAAGUUCGAAGAUGGGUCAAGUCCGGUCAAAAACUAGGUCACAGGAGCUAAAAAUAGAAAAAGCUUGUUAACACUCUAGAGGCUGCAGUUUUUAUCCAAAUAUUCUUGAAAUUUGUCAGGAAGGUUGUUAUGAUGAUAUCUAUGUCAAGUUCGAAGAUGGGUCAUCUCCGGUCAAAAACUAGGUCACAGGAGCUGAAAAAUAGAAAAAGCUUGUUAACACUCUACUGGCUGCAGUUUUCAUCCAAAUAUUCUGGAAAUUUGUCAGGAAGGAUUUUUUGAUGAUAUCUAGGUCAAGUUCGAAGAUGGGUCAUGUCCGGUCAAAAACAAGGUCACAGGAGCUAAAAAUAGAAAAAGCUUGUUAACACUCUAGUGACUGCAGUUUUCAUCCAAAUAUUCUGGAAAUUUGUCAGGAAAGUUGUUUUGAUGAUUUCUAGGUCAAGUUCGAAGAUGGGUCAUCUUCGGUCAAAAACUAGGUCACAGGAGCUAAAAAUAGAAAAAGCUUGUUAACACUCUAGAGGCUGCAGUUUUUAUCCACAUAUUCUUGAAAUUUGUCAGGAAGGUUGUUUUGAUGAUAUCUAGGUCAAGUUCGAAAAUGGGUCAUUUCCGGUCAAAAACUAGGUCACAGGAGCUAAAAAUAGAAAAAGCUGGUUAACACUCUAGUGGCUGCAGUUUUGAUCCAAAUAUUCUGGAACUUUGUCAGGAAGGUGGUUUUGAUGAUAUCUAGGUAAAGUUCGAAGAUGGGUUAUGUCCGGUCAAAAACUAGGUCACAGGAGCUAUAAAUAGAAAAAGCUUAUUAACACUCUAGUGGCUGCAGUUUUCAUCCAAAUAUUCUGGAAAUUUGUCAGGAAAGUUGUUUUGAUUAUUUCUAGGUCAAGUUCGAAGAUGGGUCAUGUCCGGUCGAUAACUAGGUCACAGGAGCUAAAAAUAGAAAAAGCUUGUUAACACUCUAGGGGCUGCAGUUUUCCAAAUAUUCUGGAAAUUUGUCAGGAAGGUUGUUUAGAUGAUAUCUAGGUCAAGAUUGAAGAUAGGUCACCUCCGGUCAAAAACUAGGUCACAGGAGCUAAAAAUAGAAAAAGCUUGUUAACAAUCUAGUGGCUCGGUUUUCAUCCAAGUAUUCUGGAAAUUAAUCAGGAAAGUUGUUUUGAUGAUUUCUAGGUCAAGUUCGAAGAUUGGUCAUCUCCGGUCAAAAACUAGGUCACAGGAGCUCAAUAUAGAAAAAGCUUGUUAACACUCUGGUGGCUGCACUUUUCAUUUAAACAUUCUGGAAAUUUGUCAGGAAGGUUGUUUUGGUGAUUUCUAGGUCAAGUUUGAAUAUGGGUCGUGUCCGGUCAAAAAUUAGGUCACAUUGCCCAAAUAUGGAAAAAUCUUUAUAACACAUUAGAGGUCACAUGUUUGACUCAGUUGUCAUCAAACUUGGCCAUGAUGCUUGUUUAAGACAUUGCUUGGAUGCGGUUGUGUCAGGUGAGCGAUCUAGGGCCAUCAUGGCCCUCUUGUUUAAUUAAUACACUCAACAUAUUUGUAAUAUAUAGACUCGUU
Messenger RNA from Ruditapes philippinarum (Manila clam), 3942 nucleotides. Its product is annotated as zinc finger protein 271-like. The coding region runs from base 566 to 1846 and encodes 426 amino acids. Gene Ontology annotation, molecular function: DNA-binding transcription factor activity; RNA polymerase II cis-regulatory region sequence-specific DNA binding. The transcript is spliced from 2 exons. NCBI's taxonomy places the organism in Eukaryota, Metazoa, Mollusca, Bivalvia, Venerida, Veneridae. The record is from RefSeq and is a predicted model, not a curated record. Gene Ontology annotation, biological process: regulation of transcription by RNA polymerase II.